AAAUUCGCGCGGCGAGCACAAGGGUUUGACAAACGUCAAUGUUUUUGACUAGAGGUCCGUUUAGAGUGCCAAUGACUGUGGCUUUUGGCAGCCUUUGUGAGUGAUGUGAUUCUGUUGAAAAAGCAAUGAUCAAAUGUACCUACUGUUUUGAUACAUGACAGUAUAUCUCUUCGCAAACCCAAAGUCCAUGAAAUCGCGAAUAUGAUUCGUGUGGCAUGCCUAUUUCUGGUAUGUCUUCUGGCUGUUGAUGGAUAUCGGCUUCCCAAAGAUGUUAUCCCUGAGCACUAUAAACUAGAAAUAAUCUCCUACUUGGGGGAAAAAGACAAUUUCAAUUUUGAUGGCAAAGUAUGGAUUCGGGCCAUAUGUGUUCACCCAUCACAAAACAUAACCCUACACUCCAAGGAUCUCGAAAUAAAAGACGGGGGGGUCACCUUGAAAGACACAUCCACCAACGAUUCCAAAGCAGUGAAAAUAUCCCAAGUAGAAUUCGAAAAGGACAACGACUUCCUCAUAAUCCACUUGAACGAGCUGCUGAAGAAAAACCACAAAUACGAAAUUUUCAUCUCGUUCCGGGGAAAAUCAGACGAUGGUCUGGCAGGAUUUUACCGAAGCAGCUAUUACGAUAAGAAGAAGCAUGAGAAGGUAUGGCUGGGUGUUACCCAGUUCGAGGCUAUCAGUGCCAGGAUGGCCUUCCCUUGCUUUGAUGAACCUGAAAUGAAGGCAACUUUCGAUAUUAGCAUCGGCAGGAAGGAUGGAUACAAGGCGAUUAGCAACAUGCCUUUGGUCAUUACUGAACCACUGAAAGAAAAAGAAGGGUGGUUCUGGGACAGAUUCGAUCGGUCAGUUCCGAUGUCAACUUAUUUAGUGGCGUACAUCGUAUCAGACUUUCAUCAUAAAACAGCGGAUACUGCCGAAAAUAACAAUGUCACUUUCAGAGUUUGGGCCAGGAAAGAUGCUCUAAAUCAGGUUGAUUUCGCCAAGGAAGUUGGACCUAAAGCUUUGGAAUACUACGAGAAAUUCUUCGACAUCAAAUACCCUCUUCCAAAACAAGAUAUGGUCGCCAUCCCCGACUUCAGCGCCGGAGCCAUGGAAAACUGGGGUCUGAUCACCUACAGAGAAGCAUACCUUCUGUACGACCCAAAAGUUUCAUCCAAAACCAGCCAGCACAGCGUGGCUAGUGUUAUUGCCCACGAGUUGGCUCAUCAAUGGUUCGGCAACUUGGUUACCAUGAAAUGGUGGACUGAUUUGUGGUUGAACGAAGGCUUUGCAACAUACAUGGCUAGUUUAGCAGUAGAGGAACUAUUCCCACAAUGGAAUUCUUUGCAGGAAGAAGCUGCUGAUAACCUCCUGGGUGUGUUUUCGUUUGAUUCAUUGAUGACUUCGCAUCCUGUAUCAGUUCCGAUUGGAGACCCCAAGGAAAUAGACGAAAUAUUCGACACAAUCUCUUACAAAAAGGGUUCCUCUCUCAUAAGGAUGAUGAGUCUGUUUUUGAGUGAAGGUGUACUUAGGAAAGGAGUAAGCAACUACUUGAGGAAGCACAAGUUCAGUAAUGCAGAGCAGGACGAUCUCUGGGAAUGUCUUACAGAAGAAGCACAUAAAACUAAAGUUCUGCCGAAGAAUUUAACGGUCAAAGUUAUUAUGGAUACCUGGACGUUGCAGACUGGGUAUCCGGUAAUCACUGUGAAGAGAGAUUAUAACAAGAAAAGUGCUGAUAUAACCCAG
Leptinotarsa decemlineata (Colorado potato beetle) is the source of this 1722-nucleotide messenger RNA. Its product is annotated as aminopeptidase N. Gene Ontology annotation, biological process: peptide catabolic process; proteolysis. Gene Ontology annotation, cellular component: cytoplasm; membrane. Lineage: Eukaryota; Metazoa; Arthropoda; Insecta; Coleoptera; Chrysomelidae. The record is from RefSeq and is a predicted model, not a curated record. Gene Ontology annotation, molecular function: zinc ion binding; peptide binding; metalloaminopeptidase activity.